AUGGCUCACUUGAUCGGCGAAAAGGACAGCAACAAAUUCGUCGUGACCACCUGCGUGCAUGUACUCGAUUUGCUCAUCGAUAAAAACGAACUCGCCGUGUUCUCCGUCUUCUUUCCAAAGCUCUUCGCUCCCUUCCUGGUCAUCACACAGCAGCCUUAUUACGGAACUCUUCAAUACGACGAUCCUUCGCACACUUCAUGGGACAAUGCGUCCAUCGAACGAGCCAUUCGUGGUCUCACUCGCAUUAUGAUCACAGGUUCUGUUAUGCCUAACAUCAUGGAUUCCUGCUCCCUUCUCAUCCCCGCGGUUUUCCAUGCUUACGUCUUCGCAGAAAGCAGCAAAUGUGCUGAAAAAGCAUAUUUAUUGAAAUUACUGAACACAUAUGUGGUCAAUUCGAUGCUGUCCGUCGACACAUUCCUUCAAAUCCUUCAAGGCAAUGGACUUGCCAACCGUCCUCUUCGAUUUGCUCUCGAUUCAUCUCGAGGCCUCGUUCUACGGCCCUGCAAAUCCACCAAACUCGAUCAGCAAUGGAUUCUCGAUCUGAAUCAACGCGAAUCCUGGGAUCGCGAAGCGUCUUCUCUUCUCUCCUGCUGGCCAACCAAACAAGUUUCGAGAUUAUUUAUCGCAUUACUCGAUCUUUUCUUUCGCUCCCACUUCGCGCCCGUUUCUUUUCAGCCUUUCUCUCCCCAACAAAAGCAGCGAAUCAUUCUCGUAUUGAUCACCAUUACCGAUUCAUCGCGUCUUGAACUAUUCGGCGAUGAUUUAUUGCAGGGUCUUCGCAGUCUCGAACGAAUCAUGCAAAUCGCUCUGAGCUCCGAGCAUUCUUUCGAAAACCCCACGGAACUCCUCGCGAUCUGCAACGAUUUGGUUGUCAUUCUCGCCUCCAGCGCGCUCGACACGCCGCUUAUCGUCGAUUUGGAUCGGAAACAGCGAACAUCCGAGGAGGAAUCGCUGUAUUACCGCGAUCUCAGAGCGGUGAUCGCUCGAAUGCUUCGCGAACUCGACGACCACACCGAGCUGCCCGUCGUACGAGCCAUCCAAACGCGUCUUCAAGAUCUUCACAAUCGCGUGGAAUCCAAAAUCGCCGCUUCGUCCAUUCCUGCACCCCGUUCUUCAUCUCACACUCUAUUAUCUUCCUCCUCCUCUUCAUUUGCAAUCGAAUCUCCUUCCGUGGCUCUUCCUGAAAUCGCGCAGGACUUCCGAAGUCCCUACCAACCCGUGCGGUCGUUCGCUUUAUCGCGACUCCACCAUCUUUUACAAACCAGCGACAAGGAAUCGCUCGCUCCCGAGCUCCCUGCCAUUCUCUCUGCUUUGAAAAAAGGCCUUAAUGAUGACGAUAGCUAUGUGUAUCUCGCAGCAGUGAACGCAAUGGUCAUUCUGGCCUCCACGUUUCAUGAGCAAGUGCUUCCAAUUCUUUUGGAAACGUUCAGUAACGCGAUUGCUCCCUUGGAUCUUCGGCUUCGCGUGGGAGAAGCGAUCGUGUGCACCGUGCAAUACAUGAAAGACGCGUGUGUGAAAUUCGCCAAGCCGUUAAUGAACGCGUUUCUUGGGUACAUGGAUCCAUCCAAUGAACUAACGUGGAAAAAAGUGGAAGCAAAGCGAGAAACCAAAGCGACGGCGGACGAUGAGAUCUUUUCAAUCCAGGCCUUGCGAGCGUCCUGCUUUUCCGCUCUCGCCGAGAUGGUGACGUAUCUGAAAUACGCGAUGAGUCCGUUUAUUCCUGUUCGUUUUCUCUGCGCGUUUCUGAUUCCCGAAGCCGUUCUAGUGCGUCGUGCCGCCGUGUUUCUGCUCUACCGCCUUCUCGAAGGCACGCAGGGCGAGUUGAAAGCCAUUCUGGACACACAGAUCGACCUGGUGGACCACAUUCUCCGCCAAGCGACGGAAGAUCGCGACGACAUCGUGCAAGGCCACGCGGAGGCGGCGCUCGCUCUGCUCUCGACGUACCGAUCGCCGCUCCGCCUGAUCGAAGAAGAGCAGCCCUCUCUUGUUUGA
Molecule: messenger RNA, 1992 nt
Organism: Blastocystis hominis
Lineage: Eukaryota; Bigyra; Opalinata; Blastocystidae
Exons: 4
Coding region: 1-1992 (663 amino acids)
Biological process (GO): protein secretion
Source: RefSeq, a predicted model, not a curated record